GAAGUUUGUGUGUUAAAGUAAAAAGAUAGCCUGACAGGAAAGUGGAACAACAAAAUGUAAACAUGUCAUUCACACCUUCGCGGUGUUGAAUUGUGCAGUUUAUGUUGUGGCAUCCCAGAAAUUCCUCUGGUGACUCUCUGUGGACUUUUGUCAUAACAUUGAAGCCGUAUUUUAAUAGUCAGUAUAGUGUGUUAGUUGUUAGUUUGCUGAAAAACUUUAAUUUGUGAGAUGGAAACAAGGGUUUGUUGUGAAUUUUUCUGUUUGAUGUCAAAAAUGACUGAUCUUUCGGGGGCCAUGUUAUUGUUUUGGACAGCUGUGUUGUGAGCCAGAUGUAUGAAAACAACUACCUUCAUUAAAUCAGUAUACCCUUUUAGGAAUAAAUCAUCAAAACAUUUUCUGUCUCUAUACUAAUUCUUAUACCUAAGCUUAUGUUGUUGGCUGGUUGAGUUUUGCUCAAAGAGAUCACACUUCUUUCUGCAAAGUAACAUGUCUGUAGAGACGAUAACAUCAUUAUGUUUGCAAUUUUUUUUUUUUUUAAAAUUACAUUUCUAUGUUAGGUUUAAUCUUUGUUACAGCCUUGCAGUGAAUAAGAAAUUGUAUUACAUGUGCAGUCCUCUAGUGCUGAAGCAGUUAGUUUACUGAGAGGAUUAGUCAACAACUGUAAUUGACACGGCAAUUGUAAUUGUUGCUGUCAGUUAACUUGCAUGCAUGUCAGACAUUUGCUCCUGUUAGGUUCUUAAAUGCGAGGAUUUUCUACUUCGUUUGUGUUUUAUUUGAUUUUAAAACCUUUGCGUUUUUGUCUACUGGUGGGAUUAAAUACACAUUUUCUUGAGUGUGACUGUGGUGUGAAAAUUCAUAAACUGAACACUCUUGUCCAGUGAAUGCCUGGUGCCUUCACUAAUGCCAGUGUCGUUGCUGUUACCAAUCUAUCAGAUUGGAACUGUGCACGAUUUUUCACAGUGCAUUUAAUGUCUGCUAAUUAUAGCUAAAUAACCUCAUCGGUAGGAUUUUUCAUGGUCUUGAUAAGCUGUGGGAGGACAUCUUUGUGGAAAAAGUUCAGAUAUUACUGAAGUGUUUAAGGUUUUCCAUGGAAAUGGCUUGGAUUAGCCUGCACUGCAGGGUACAGUCACAUUACACCGUAAACUGCUGUUGUGUGUGGUGGAAUGUAACCAUACUGGUUUAGAAGAGUAAAGCAAUAGCAUGACCCAUUUUACGUGAUAAGUUGAUGCAGAGCUUAUUGGACAGCUUUGAAAAAUGAGGGUUUAAUGCAUGAGAAAGCAGUUAAAGCGUAGUUUUAUACUUUAGCACCACACCUAGUAGACUGUUGCAUUCCUUCAGCUUAACUGUUGCCCAUUAAUUGAUUUAUUUAAAAUCAAAUUUAGUGGUUAUGUUUCUUGCAAAUAUUUUUUGUGUAUAGUGUAAUGUUACUAAAAGAAAAAAAAGGUGAAGGCCUGCAUGUCUUUCUGUUAAAAUCUGUUUUUAUUUGCCUGUUUUCUCUUGUUGUUACUUGCUAAUAAAAAAAAGCUUUCAUUGAAUUAAGUACCAUUAAAACCCACUUCUGAAAGACCACAAAUCUUGUUCAUCACACCAAGAUGUUGAUUCAUUGUUAAUGUGGGCAUUUAUGAGCAGCAUCUUGAUGACUUCACUGAAUCACAACUGAGAGUAUUACAGGUAUUUUUGACUCUGAUAUAUUGGCAACUAUCAUUUCAUUGUCUCUACAUUCUCGAUGGCAUGAUAAGACAUCUGGUGCUCUGGAACAGAAUGGUUUGGUAUGUCUCUUGAGAUUUGCUGACUACAAAAAGGUGGAUGAACCACACACCACUGGAGUGAAUCAGCUGACCACUUCCUGUGUCUGUGAUCUCAGGGUCACAUUAUGGUGUGUGAGGGGGUGAGUGAGUCUGCCAGCUGAGUGUGUCCCAUUGUUGGGAGAGAACACUACCCUCUGUUGUUCAGUCCAGCUCAAAAAUAGCACAUUGCCUUUUCCCUGCCUGUGCUUGGAUCAGAAAGUGAGGGCAGUUUUAGACAAUUUAUGAUUUCUUUUUCCAAAACUCUCUUCAUUGCAUGUUUCAUGCUGCAUUGUUAGUAGGUAACACUCUCAGAUGUAUUUCUGUAGGCAGAGGGGUGUGACCCUCAGGGAAGCAGAUUUCACACUGCUACAGUGACAUCUAGUGGACCUGCAGGGUACUUUGCCUCCAGGCCACAUUUUACAAGAACAAUAGAGACCCCCCUUUGUGUCCGUCCUCGCCGUCUCUCUCCUCACUCCAUCCCACUCCUUUUGUUUCUCCAUCUCUCUGGGCUCUCCCGGCUGAUUCAUCCUCCCCGCACCACCUCAAUCUUCACCAUUUCUCCCGUGUCUAGAUCCCAGCCCCACCGAGAUGAGCGUGGACCCCUGGGCCGGCACGCAGGACCAGGCAGCCGCUGAACACGCACACAGCACGCACACGCCGCCGCCCUCCCAGGACCAGGAGCAGCAUCCCGACGAACUCUGCCUGGACUCAUUUUGGAGUGAGGUAGAGACUAUUCGACAGGGGAGUGGCUACACAGACCUUGACUGCACCAGAAGAGACUCCAGACAGUCAGAAGAGGGUGAACAAGAGGAGCAGUGGCUGGCAGAUGCUGGCUUGUCCAACCUCAUCAGUGAGGACAGCGAGGAUGUAGACAACGCGGUGCUGCUGUCCACUCUGACCCGGACGCAGGCCGAGGCCGUUCAGCGCCGACUGGAUUCCUACACGCUGUCCCUCCGUAAAAGGAACAAACCACCUCCCCGCGACGUUCGUGACAUCUUCCACUCCCCCAUCGCUCAGACCCUUCUGCCUGAGUCUCAGCAUAGUGAAGACACUGCUCAAAACAGUAUGGCAUCGGUUGCCAAAACACCACUAUCAGCUGUGACCCCGGAGCAUCAGCGAGGUGCUCCUAAAGAGGAAUUCUUCUUCACUGAUGUGGCCUACUGCGAACAGGCUGUCAUCUUCCUCAAACAAGCCAAACUCCCACAAAAUAACAGCCAACGCAGAAAAGAGGACGGCACCCUGCCUCGGGUGAUCUGCCCCAAGUGCCGUCUUGGAGUGACUCGUAUUCAAGAUCUGUCCCACGCUGACAUGAAGAAGGUGCGUCAGUUGGCUCUCAUCGACAUGACGGCGUUGUCCGACCUUCUCGAGCUCGAGGUCAAAAGGCACAAAACCGGCAAGAGGAAAAUCCCAGAGAGCACGCUCUUUGGGGUGCCUCUGGCCACGCUGCUGGAGAAUGAUCAGAAAAUGAAGCCCAACACCUCGACUCCUCUGUUCAUGCAGGCGUUGUUAUCGUUUCUGGAGAAGAAAGGAGUCGAUUCAGAAGGGAUCCUGCGGGUUCCAGGGUCUCAGUCCAGAAUCAAGCUGCUGCAGCAGAACUUGGAGACUAACUUCUACUCAGGGCAGGUCAGCUGGGAUGAAGUGAGUCCAAAUGAUGCUGCUGCACUACUCAAGAAGUUCAUCCGUGAACUACCUGCUCCUCUGCUCACUGCAGAGUACCUCAACACCUUCAGCGCUGUCAGAGACAUCACAGAGCUGAAGCAGAAACUCCACAUGUUGAACCUGCUCAUCCUGCUGCUGCCUGAGCCGAACAGGAACACGCUAAAGGCCCUGCUCGAGUUCCUCAGUAAGGUGGUUUCCAGGGAGAAAAGGAACAGGAUGAACCUGUGGGCUGUCGCCACCAUCAUGGCUCCCAACCUCUUCCUCCAUAAGGCCGUCCCCAGCAGACUGACGGAGGGAGCAGAGAAAGGACAGGCAGAGAAGGCAGCUGACGUUAUGAGGCUCCUCAUACGCUACCAGGAUCUGCUCUGGACGAUCCCUAAUUUCCUCAUGAGCCAGGUGCGUAAACUGAAUGAGAACAGUAACCGGCGUUACCAGUUCUAUGACCGCCGCAUCAAGAACCUGCUGAGGAAGAUUCACACAGACAGCAGGGACAAACCUGACAAAAACACCUCUGAGCCGCGUCGUACAGUCAAGAUCCAGGUCGGCGAUCUGGAGAGCGACACAAUGGAGUUCCAGCUCAACAUCAGCUCACGAGCCUCAGACCUGCUCUCCCAGUUUCACCGCCAGUUCCUCCGCAGCCCUGAUAAUGGAAAAGGCAAAAUGCGCAGAAACGGCUCUGUUGUGUACCCGGACUGCGCCCUGUACGAAGUGGGAGGGAAUAUCGGUGAACACUGUUUAGAUCCCGACACACACCUCCUGGAUUUGUACAACAGUAACCCAGGAGGAGAGUGGUUCAUCAAGAUGAAACCCAACGCCAGCAGAGGGCUGUAACGAUGGAUGGGCAGAUCAAGGAACGGGAGGCAGAAAAAUGAUAAAGGCAGAUUCUUUAAAAAACAUCAGAUCCAUGCAGCCAUCGCUUCUUCAUGUCCCGCACAACCUUAGAGCAACAAGCGAGAAGGAGACAGAUGCAGGAAGCAGAAACAGUUAGAUGGAGAAUCUGCCUGGAGCAGAGCCUCAAAACUGUCUGUGAUCACAUGAGCUCACACCGCCCUCUUUCCCUCUACCUUCCCGUUUCCCUCCAUCUUCUUCUGCUCCUUCCUCCCUUCGCACCAUCAUCGCUCUCCUGCAUUACUGCAAGCAAAAAGCUGCCGACGUGACUCAUUGCUUCCGACGGAGAACCUGCUGCACAGAAAAGAGCAGAAAGAGAGUGACAGAGGGAGAGCGGCUGGACAGUUUGCUUCACCAUCUUUUCUCUCAAGCAAUCAUCUCCGACCAUGAGUGAGCAGAUGGGGCUGCAGAGCACCUCUGGCUAUAGAGAGCUGCCCUCCCCCCUCUCAGACCAGCCUCUGCUCUACAUACACAAAUAAUGUUUUCCUGGAGUAGGUUUGAUCCAGAAGUCCACUGGAAAAAGCUUCAACAUGAUUCAGGGUUUUUUUGUGCAUAUUCUAAGCAAAGUUGUUUCAGUAGUCUUAAGUUAGAGUAACCAGGAUAUGCAGGUGAUCAUCCAACAUGUACCAACAGAGCAGGUCAAUAGCUCCUGUACUUCCAACCUUUAAAAGUGUGGCUUUCUUACCUUUUUUUAAAAAAUCCGUAUUAGAAAGCUCUCCAGCAGCAGGCUGACUGGCAGUCACAGUCUGACAGGCUGACAGAGCAGAGACGAUUUUCCUGUCAGCACAAAAGUUUUUGUUGAACCUGAUGUACGAGGACACAGUGCUCCAUGUUUUGAUAUCUUCUUUUAUCCACCAGCUGGGUUUUUCCUGGCUCAGAGUGACAACGCACCACAGUGAGUCAGAUUUCUGUAUUCUUCUACCCCAAUUACAGCAACAAGUUUUCUCAUUUACAUGAUGUUUAAGAACUCAGCUUAUUGGAGCAAUCAGACCGUAAUCCGGAUAAUUAUGUGAGUGUAAAUUCACUGAUUGUAGUAGAUGCACAUUUAGCCUCAAAUAUGGACAGAAAACCCCUGUCUCAUGUUUUUUUUUGUUUUUUUUUUAUGGAACUAAAAGAGGAAAGACACUCAAAACUGAAAUCAGUUAAUCAGCUGACUGAUCCUUCUCAGUCACUCCUGUUCCUUCUCUCCUGCUGCUUGCAGAUAUUUUGAGACAGAGGGUUUCUCUCUAUCAGCCCCAUUCUUUACCUGUGCCAUUCAAAGAGGGGAAGAGACCCUGAUGAACUGAUAUUUCUUUAUCUGUGAAACCCUGCGAUCUCCCGGGUGUUGUAAAAAUCCACGGACUUCCAAGGACCCCUGACCAGCACAGAGCCGUGCUCAAAUAGACUUUUCUUUUUCUGACACCAAGGGAUUUGGUGUCACAACCUCAAGGACAGUAGUUGUACCUCUAAAGGGAGUUGUUAAGGACGUACAGUGAAGCUGGUCUUCAGUUGUCGUGAAUGGGAGUGAAAGUGCUGAAGUGGCUCAUGGGGCGUAUUGGGAUUAUUACUAUUUAUAUGAAUGUAAUGCCGUUGUUGCUUCUGUAUUUGGUGAGUACUGCGUAGGAUAGAGAGACUUUAGGCUAAUGUGGAAUUGCUGCACCUCAGUGCAAAGUAUGUUGUGUUAAGUCACCCAUACUCAGUGUGGGACUUUGCAGUGUUUGUGUACAUAUUGUUCUUUUUUAUGAAUCUCUUUACAUCUGUUCGUAGGAUAGAUUUCCUGUGUAAAUAUUUCUCGUUCAUAUACACUCUGCUGCGAGGAGAAACCGCCGCAGUAGGACUGUUUGUUGUGAUCGUGUUGCUACUCGAAGCUGUUCCAAACACACACAAGCAGCAAAUGAAUGUAUUAAACAUUUUGUACCGAUCGUCAGAUGCGAUCCAUUUGCUCCUCGCAGCCGGAGCCAUGUUGGUGCUCCGCGGCCAUUUUGUGGGAAGCAUCUUGCACACUCUGCUCAAUAGACGGGGUAAUGACAGCCGGCCCAGGCACACACAUCUAUCAACACCCUCUGCUCCAUCUCUGUCACCUCCCCGUAAUGGACCAUAAUGGCAGCGUGGUGCAUGCAUCAGAAACGCACACAGGAAUCACUUUUCUUUGAUAAAACAGAGGGUAAUAAAUAGGUGUUAUAAAUUCUGCUGCCCUGGACCUGACAACAGCAGUGUGUGUGUGUGUGUGUGUGUGUGUGUGUGUGUGUGCAUGUGUGAUGAGCUUCAUUACACAAGUCCAAUUGGCCUGUCCCAGGGUCCCAGGCACAGUUCAGUGCCUCGGCACAAAGCGAGCUGAUGAAACCGCCUUCUGCUGACAAUCAGGAGAACUAGGUCACCUCUGAAGCAGCAUCCCAGAGGGCGAGCAGCGCGAGUCCAAACACCCCGAGGAGCCGAGCACAUGGACACGCUUUGUCUAAACACACAUGCCGAACAACAAGAUGUGGAGUCACCAAAACAGGAGGGGUACAAGUUCACAGUUUCCUAUUGAGUCUGUUUGUGUUUGUAUAUAUGCGAAGAUGUGAAGACGCUGCGUGUGGGGGGGGAAUAUCUCUGAAACAGUGUUAUCUAUAAACCUAGGGACCUAAAUGAUGGACAUUUUACAGCAUUUUACAUUUGUAUCCUGCUGUGAUCAAAGUGUGAACCCCUUAUUGGUGAAGAUUUUAGACGUCAGUCAGCAGACGUCAGAAUGUAUAUUUAUGCCCUCGUUGUUUUUAAUACAUCUGUGAGAAUACUUUCUCCGUAGGAAGAAAACUUUUGAAAAUUGUCCCUUUUUUCUCAAUAAAUGUGAAUCUAA
Messenger RNA from Amphiprion ocellaris (clown anemonefish), 7149 nucleotides. Its product is annotated as rho GTPase-activating protein 40. Gene Ontology annotation, cellular component: cytoplasm. Gene Ontology annotation, biological process: signal transduction; regulation of small GTPase mediated signal transduction; regulation of actin filament polymerization. NCBI's taxonomy places the organism in Eukaryota, Metazoa, Chordata, Actinopteri, Pomacentridae. Bases 2376 to 4277 code for a protein of 633 amino acids. The record is from RefSeq and is a predicted model, not a curated record. Gene Ontology annotation, molecular function: GTPase activator activity. The transcript has 15 exons.